Messenger RNA from Nyctereutes procyonoides (raccoon dog), 1120 nucleotides. It is a transcript of the gene APELA, whose product is annotated as apelin receptor early endogenous ligand. Lineage: Eukaryota; Metazoa; Chordata; Mammalia; Carnivora; Canidae. Bases 1 to 786 code for a protein of 261 amino acids. Gene Ontology annotation, biological process: heart development; apelin receptor signaling pathway. The transcript has 4 exons. Gene Ontology annotation, molecular function: apelin receptor binding. The record is from RefSeq and is a predicted model, not a curated record.
AUGGGGAGUCAUGGUGCCAAGCUAGUAAGGGGGGGCGGGAGGCUCCGCCGCAGCCCAGUAGCCUCGGGGGAGGUGAUCAUUAACCUCCCCGGAGCCCGCGCGGACUGUGAGGCUGCGCCGCCCGCUGCACCGCCCGGCCCGCUGCCCCCGAAGCUCGCUCCCGCGGGGACCUCCCGCUGCACCGCCGGGCCCGCUGCCCCCGGAGCUCGCUCCCGCGGGGACCUCCCGCUGCACCGCCCGGCCCGCUGCACCGCCGGGCCCGCUGCCCCCGGAGCUCGCUCCCGCGGGGACCUCCCGCUGCACCGCCCGGCCCGCUGCCCCCGGAGCUCGCUCCCGCGGGGACCUCCCGCUGCACCGCCGGGCCCGCUGCCCGCGGAGCUCGCUCCCGCGGGGACCUCCCGCUGCACCGCCCGGCCCGCUGCCCCCGGAGCUCGCUCCCGCGGGGACCUCCCGCUGCACCGCCCGGCCCGCUGCCCCCCGGCCCGCUGCCCCCGGAGCUCGCUCCCGCGGGGACCUCCCGCUGCCCCCCGGCCCGCUGCCCCGGAGCUCGCUCCCGCGGGGACCUCCCGCUGCCCCCCGGCCCGCUGCACCCCGAGCUCGCUCCCGCGGGGACGCGGAAUCAUGAGACUGCGGCAACUCUUCCUUGCGGCUUGUGCUCUCAUGCUGAGUCUCCUUGUCAUCAACGGACAGAGACCAGCUAAUUUGGCAAUGAGAAGAAAAUUGCACAGACACAACUGCCUUCAGAGGAGAUGUAUGCCUCUCCAUUCACGGGUGCCCUUCCCCUGAGAUCUUCUCUAGGUAACCACACCUGGUCUGCCAUAAGAGGAGUGAAGGAAAGAUACCCACCCACACCAUAGUGUGAUUGCUUAGAAGUUCCUGUACAAAAAGGAAUCAUUUGAAAGCAUCUGGGAUGGUUUACUGGUUUUACAGGAUUCUCCCUCGUUUCCCUUCAGAGGGGAAAAUAACAAAUUCAAAAGCAAUUCUCAUCUGAAGCACAAUUAUUUGGUUGCAUAACAAAAAUCUUUUUCUGCACAUUACUAUUCUUAGAGGAUAAAAAGAAAAAUACUUUUUAAUGUCUUAGAACUCUCCGGUAAUAAAAAAUAUAAGAAUUUAAAAUUUU